AUGGCGUAUGCAAAUGUGUUUCUGAGAGUCAUCAAUUCUGUCGAUUACCGGCGUCUUAAAUUAUUCGAUGAAAGUGGUUUUGCUGUGCCAGAUUUGUGUAAUCCACGAUACGGCCGCGCGCCUUGUGGCGAACGUGCUAUUGAGGUUAACAAACAGAGAGGCUCGCGAAAUGUGACAUUAAACCUGAUGAUUGGUGCAGAUGGUGUUGCAUAUUUUAACCUCUUGGACGGACCUAGCAAUAUGGAUACGUUUACUGAGUUUUUCUUGCAAACUACAAAUGCAACAAACAACAAAGGGGAUUUUGUAUUGAAACCCGGUGACAUUGUAAUACUUGAUAAUUGUCCUAUUCACCACAGGCACGCAGGACGUAUUGUUAGCAACCUUCUAAAUACCAUGCACGUGGAAUAUGUAUUUCUGCCAACAUACUCUCCUCAUCUGAAUCCUGCAGAAUUGUGCUUUCAGCACAUUAAGACGGUGUUUAAAAGUGACAGUGUCGCGAGAAAUCUUGCAAAAGAUAAUUUGCAUUUUUCAAUUUCACACGUAGUUAACAGAGCAUUUCUGCACAGAAUUGCAGUGAUUAUUUCAGACACGUACAAUACAUCAACACUUAAAGUGAUUAAAGUAUUGUAG
Molecule: messenger RNA, 630 nt
Organism: Mercenaria mercenaria
Lineage: Eukaryota; Metazoa; Mollusca; Bivalvia; Venerida; Veneridae
Exons: 1
Coding region: 1-630 (209 amino acids)
Molecular function (GO): nucleic acid binding
Source: RefSeq, a predicted model, not a curated record